Aspergillus melleus is the source of this 2239-nucleotide messenger RNA. Its product is annotated as zinc-binding alcohol dehydrogenase family protein. Gene Ontology annotation, molecular function: oxidoreductase activity, acting on NAD(P)H. NCBI's taxonomy places the organism in Eukaryota, Fungi, Ascomycota, Eurotiomycetes, Eurotiales, Aspergillaceae. The transcript has 3 exons. The record is from RefSeq and is a predicted model, not a curated record. Bases 874 to 1974 code for a protein of 366 amino acids.
GGCCAUACCCCUGGGAACAGAGCAUCCAAUACCCAAGCCGUUUUUCAUAGAUGUCAGCACUAAUAGCGGAUACGCUAGCAAUUUAGGUCGACUUAGAUGCUAUUGGUGACCAACAAUGCGUUACGGGAAGAGUUACUAAAUCCUCCAAGGUCUCGAGAGAAGGUGCGAGUGGGUCGAGCUUGGACAGGGUCGGGACCCUGCAAAUUACAAGCGCUCCGCACUGCAAUAGGACUACGAGAGAGGGGUAUGCUGCAGAUUGACAGUAUAAAUUAGAUGUAUUUAUUGCGCAAGCAUGACAAUUCAUGGAGGCUACGAUGACUGGUCAAUGAGGAAUCCACUUUUCUCCAGGUUAUGAUCGAAAUCAAGGGCGUAUCUCCGACGGGUAGGAAGGGGAUCAGUCGAUAGGUUGGGAGUUCGGUUGCGAAUAGGGAAAAGAAGAAGAGUGUCUAUAGAUAAAAUGUAAAUAGAGUAUAUCGGUUGGGCAAUUGAGAGAGCGGAAAGGUCUAUGUAAUUUACUGAACUAAUCACCUUUUAUACUAACUCGGCCCCAGCCACGAGUGCUCAUGUAAUCCCUGCGCUAAUAUUAUAAAGCAACCAACAGGAUUACGAAUUACCAACAGGAUUACGAAUCACCAACAGGAAAGGAGAUCGCGGGGAAAGAAUGGUGCGAACUCAAGGAUUAUAGGUUGCAGGUUAAUCUCGAUCCCGCCAUAUAAGUAUGCCAUUAUUGCCGUGUCACGCCAUAUCAUAACUUAUUGUUAUACUCGAGCUCCGGUUCAUCUCUGCAUUUAGUAAGGACUUGUGACACUGAACCACGACGUUAGGCCGAUCGUUCCUUCAAAGACAAAUUAAAUAUAGAUCCUUUCCUCCAAAAUGUCAUCUCAAACUCGCACCGCCAUUCAAAUUGUCGGUCCCGGUGGCGCCGAACUUCGCUCCGAUGUCACUUACCCCCGACUCCGCGACGAAUACAUCAUUGCCGAGACGAAAGCCUUUGCGCUGAAUCCGACCGAUAACACCCAUAUAGAUGGCUUCGGAGGCCCGGGGACGAUCGUCGGUUGUGACUGGUCAGGGGUCGUCGUGGAGGUUGGAAAGUCCGUCACGCGGUUCAAGCCCGGGGAUGAGGUGUAUGGUGCUUGCCAUGGAGGUAAUACUGUCGAACCUGAAGACGGUUCCUUCUCCGAUAUAGUGAUCUGCAAGGAACACGCCACGUUUCACAAGCCAACUCAUUUAAGCUUCGAGGAAGCGGCGUCUCUGGCCGUCGGGCUCAUUACUGUUGGUCAGGCCUUCUAUAAGAAUAUGGACUUGACCUGGCCGUCGAUCAGCUCGACUGUGGACUCGAGCUCGGAGUCUACUGGCGUGACUAGCCCCGGUCCUUCGAUAUUGAUCUACGGCGCUAGCUCGGCGACGGGGACCAUUGCGAUCCAGAUAGCCAAGUUAUCCGGCUACACCGUGCACGCCACUUGCUCACCCGCCAACAACGCCCUCGUCGCCUCCCGCGGAGCAGACUACAUCUACGACUACAACAACCCAAACACUAUGUCAACAAUCAUUGCCCAAUCCGCCACCAACCCAAUUACUUACAUCCUCGACUGCAUAGGCAAUGACUCCACCAGCACAGACUGCAGCAAGAUCCUCCCCGCGACAGGCGGCCACUACCAUUCUGUCGGAUGGCCCCUACCGAGCCCCUUCAAGGAGCUGCGGCCCGAGGAAAGCGCAAAAGCUACCUCCGCGCUGGGGUACACGAUGGUAGGCGAGCAGUUUGAGUUCCCUGGGGGCUUGGUCUUCGAGGCGGAUGCGGAGGAAGAGGCGUUUGGGAAGAGAUGGGGGAGGGUUGCGGGGGAGCUGGUGAGUAGGGGGCUUGUCAGGCCGCAUGAGGUGGAUGUUAGGGGUGGUGGAUUACGGGGCGUUUUGGAAGGGUUGCAGGAGUUGAAAGCGGGAGGGGUGAGGGGAAAGAAGCUUGUUUAUUCUAUUUGAAGCGCUGGCGGAAGGCUGUGGGAAUAGUUAGUGGCUUUAGGAUGGGGGUUCGGAGUUGAAACAUCAUUGCUUCUGUGGGAUUGAAUUGGGCACUUGGGACAGGCCGAUACUGAUAGGUAGGGCUUGCGGGGAAUGCCUGACAGCCUGAGGACACCCGGGUGGAGUUUAAAAUUAAGAGAAUAUUGAGAGGGCACGUACACCUUAUUAAUUAGUAAAGCAAGGGAUCAAAUACAUUGGGGAAAUAACCUAUGAGAGUAAAUCUGAG